Molecule: messenger RNA, 2025 nt
Organism: Gamsiella multidivaricata
Lineage: Eukaryota; Fungi; Mortierellomycota; Mortierellomycetes; Mortierellales; Mortierellaceae
Product: docking domain of Afi1 for Arf3 in vesicle trafficking-domain-containing protein
Exons: 10
Coding region: 1-2025 (674 amino acids)
Biological process (GO): actin cortical patch localization
Cellular component (GO): plasma membrane
Source: RefSeq, a predicted model, not a curated record
AUGGCACCCCAACAUGUCACGACCAUCCUGUUAGCAGAGUUCGAUAUCGACCAGGGCUCGACCUUGACACAUCAGUACCCAACCAACAUCACCUCGGACAACCAUGUACUGGCAGAGCUCAUGUUGCCUGACGGUGCCCAUCUAAGGCCGGCUGACUGGACAAUCUUUUUCUUGAAUCAGGCGAAGCCAGCUCCCUGGAACGGCAACAAUGCAUUGACGGAUGAAGUCGAGAAUCCUCUUCUUUAUGUCCUGAAUUUGGUCCGUACCAAUCACGAUGCUUCCAUUCGCAGAGGUGCUGCAGUGAAGGCAAUGGCGAUUUGUACCACCCACCAGUACCUGCAUCCUGUGCUCUUGCUUGCGCUCGAAAACUACUUCAAGGACCCGUCCGUCGAAGUAUUAAAGACAUUGUAUGAGUCCGUCAACUCUAUGGAGCUCAGCCCACCGGACCUUUCGCCAUAUGAGCGCAUGAUUUUGAGAUCAUCAGACAACAAGGAACUGUUCAUUGAAAAGUUUGAGGCAGCCACAGGGGCGAGCGAAGAUGCGCCAGGCAAGGUUGAUAUGACGUAUGGACUGGGAAUUGUCGUGGGACAAGCGCCUCUCAAAGGCAAGGAGGGAGGUGCAGCAACAGCCUUGGCAGCAGCAACAGCGGCGAUGGCCAAGAACAGAGAUUGUCAAUUUUAUGAAACCAAGGUCGUCUACGACGGGAUCAAGAUUCCCAUCAGAGUGCCACUCAGCAUCAACCCUGAAGAAGUUGGAGAGUUCUCAUUGAUCAAGCUCAUUACAACCUUCAGUCCAGCAUCGCCUUCGCCCAAUUCGCAUCCAUUUCACGCACAUCUGGACUCAAAUGGACCGAACACACACCCCAUCAUGCUCCUAAUGAAUGCGCUCUUGACAGGAAAGAGGAUCAUCUUUUUGGGUAACGGGCACCCCGCAGGAGAUGUUGCCAACUUCGUCUUGGCCGCAUGUGCUCUCGGAAGCGGCUCAGGAGGUGUACUGCGCGGAUUUCCUGAACGCGCUUAUCCCUACACGAACUUGGCAGGCAUUGAUCAUCUUUUGACAUGCAAAGGAUUCAUCGCCGGUGUGACCAAUCAACUUUUCGAGGACCGCACAGCAUGGUGGGAUGUACUCUGCAAUAUCGACACUGGGAAGAUCACCGUCAGCAAGGACAUCACGCCGAUGCCUGCCAUGGUAUCUCAAGGCUCCGGAUCCUAUGACGAUACACGGCCUAUCGCGAUCUUCAGCGGUGCACCCACUAGUCAACCAAGCGGCAAAUACGACAAUGGCGACAAUGAAUUCAUGACAGAUAUACUGAAUGCGAUUCAGGCACAUUAUGGAGAGACAGUAAUUCGGGCGAAAUUCCAAGACUAUGUCACACGGUUCGUUCAGUUGGCAUCGCAAUAUGAAGAACAAACAUAUGGCCAGACUACCAUUGGUCUCAACCGCGUCAACACACCAGAGUCCACAAAGUACCUGGGUACGGGACUCGUCUUUGCGGAUGAGACUUCAAGAGCUCGUGAGAUCGCCGCGAAUGCAAGCAGAAUCGAGGGCUGGAGAGCAACAACUAGCUAUACGUAUCUCCAGGAGGAUCAUAAAGCUUGGCUAUCAUCAAGAUCUAUCAAGUGCAUGGAUGUCAAGCGCGUUAUUUCGCUACUUAAAUUGGCAAGGACGUUAUCUCCACAGGAUGUCUCAACAUUAUUCAAGGGAUUUUUGCAAAACAUUUCCACGGACGAACAAAUUAUUGAGUUCUUGUCCAGUCUUCCAUUAUCUCAAGGCGGAUUAUUCUGUAUCGCCUAUGGGCUCUUCCAUCCAAUGGUCAGUGUCCGCAAUGACACUAUAGCAUUCUUUAAUCGGCUGAACCAGCAUCCAACAGGAAGAGUUUACAUCAAAUCACUUAAUCAGUUCGAGAGAAACACUUAUGAACGUCUGGCAAGGGAAUAUGCUGUGCAGGAGGAGAACUCUAUUAAGCAACACCACUACGCCCGACUCUCUGCAUCUGCAGGGUCUAUCAGCUCUGCCUCUGCUUAG